CACUCUAUUAUUCAACUCAAGACAUGUUAAGAUAAACGUGAACAAACAACAAUUUUUCUGUCUAUGCAUCAAAUGCCUGAAACGACGGUCGAAUUAAAAUUCGGUCUAGCUAUAGAGCUAAAUUUAACUUUCUUUUUUUAAAUUUGAUAUUGUACUUUCGAAUAUAUUUUUCCAGGCUACGGUAGUACGAUUUGUAGUUAAUCGGAAACGUUCAAUAAAAUUAGAAAAUUAGAAAACUUAAGUGAAGAUGAAUCACUUUGCGAAAAAAUCUUGACAUCAAAAUUUUCAGGUUCCCGAUUUCAAUUUGUGAAAUAUACUUGCUGACUUCAGCUUUUCAUUUUUCUUUUCGUUACUUUGACAAAUUUAUAUGGAAAAAAUUGUCAAGUGUUCAUCGAUUAAUUACAAAAUUUAUGCUCUAUUUUCCGGGCUGUUACGUGUCUCAGUUAUUGGCCAUUCACAUCAGUUUCUCUUUUGGGUGUCGUAUUUAUUAGUCUGUGGAAUGGGGGACCGACAGGCGGACUGGAAGAUUGGCUGGUUCAUCUGGUCUGGUGCCAAAGAGGGCAAUCUGAAGGUCAUCCGGGACAUGGUGGAUGAAGGGGCAGACGUGAACUACAAGUACAAUGGAACCACACCACUGCACCAGGCGUGUAUGAAUGGCCACUUAGAGGCUGUGGAGUUUCUGUGUGAGUUUGGGGCGAGUCUGAGCAGAAAAGACGCACACGGGGACACUGCAGUUAGACAUGCCGCCGCCUUCGGACACCUCCACAUUCUACAGUUCCUCACACAGAAAGGGGCAGAGUUGGGCAAUGUGAACAUAGCAGGGGACAGUGCUCUCCAUGGAGCAUGUGCCUACUGUCAGCCGGCCACCGCCCUCUUCCUAUUGGACAGGGGGGCUCAGUGCAAUCUACUCAACAAAGAGGGAAACACACCCCUGCACAAGACUAUGGUAUUCAGCUCGUGGUUCGUGCCUGAACAUCGUAGACUGGCGACUGUGGAAUUGUUGCUGGAUAGAGGAGCUGAUUUGUGGCUCAUCAAUCAUAAUGGACUUACCCCCCGUCAAAUGGCCACUGAGAAAAACAUGCCCUUGUCCAUGUUACAAAAAAUGGCAGAUAUAGAACACAGCCAGCUGAACGAGAGUAAGAUGAGUGUGAUGAAGGACAGACUGGAGUGUCCGGUAUGUCUGGAGAGAUACAGGGUUCCCCGGACACUCCCACAGUGUGGACACACCUACUGCCACAAGUGUCUCAACACCAUGCUCAAGGCCUCAAUCAAACACAAACAACUGCAAGAACAACAACAGCAGCUAAAUCAACAACAGCCACGACAGCAGCAGCAGGACCAUCAAAAAGACAUAGUCAUUGGUUAUGAGUUGAAGUGUCCAGAGUGCAGAUGUGACUACCAGCUGAUGGAGAAGAGUGUGAACAUAUUCCCCAUCAGCAGACCACACGUCCAGGCUGUCUCUUUCUACUGCUGUCCUCACCCCUCAAAACCCCCUUCCGCUCUACACCCCUCGACAACUUCCCGAAAAUGAAAUCGGCCCAUGUUGAAAGUGAAUUAGAAAUCUACAGAC
Molecule: messenger RNA, 1570 nt
Organism: Symsagittifera roscoffensis
Lineage: Eukaryota; Metazoa; Xenacoelomorpha; Acoela; Convolutidae
Product: protein TANC1-like
Exons: 7
Coding region: 368-1531 (387 amino acids)
Molecular function (GO): protein binding
Source: RefSeq, a predicted model, not a curated record